AUGAAGCAAUUCGAUGCCGAAUUUCAAAACGUUUCAAUCGAAAAUAUCAAUAAAACAAAGCUGAGAAAGUUCGUCGAUGAACAUUUCACUCCAGCUGGAAGUGAAAUGAUGUCGUGCACACCAAUGGAUUGGCAUCCACAACCGUCAAAACUGAUGACUAUCGCUGAUCCUCAAUUAAGAGAAUGGGCAUUGAAAUUGAAUGCGAUUUGGCUAACCCUAUGUCGAAAGAUUGAUCCUGAGGUUGAGCAUGGCAAUGGUCGUCACUCGAUAAUCUAUCUGCCAAAUAACUUCAUUAUGCCGGGUGGUCGAUUCAGAGAAUUCUACUACUGGGAUGCAUACUGGAUCAUCAAGGGUUUGGUUGCUUCCGAAAUGUACGAUACAACAAAAGCAAUGAUUGAAAACUUGGGUUCAGUAGUUGAGAGGUGGGUAGUGAAGUGCGCAAUUUUUUUUUCGUUCUGA
Molecule: messenger RNA, 459 nt
Organism: Cooperia oncophora
Lineage: Eukaryota; Metazoa; Nematoda; Chromadorea; Rhabditida; Trichostrongylidae
Source: the annotation of a GenBank genome assembly